GAAAUUCGGAUCAGUUCUUCGAUCAAAUCAGUUCAAAAAUGCUAUUGUUGGUGCGGCAUCGAAUACAGCUACCUAUAUUAUUGCAGUAAUUAAUAAUCAAUUGUUUAGGUGGAAUAAUCGCCAUUACUAUUGGGAUUCAAGGUAUUACCGUGGUAUGGGUAGUGGAUCACAUAUGUGUCGAAUGCCAAUCGAUUCAACUGAUUCACAGUUGGGAAAUGUUUAUUUCGAAGAUGGAACUAGUCGCCCGCGUGAAAUAGUUUGGAGUUGCAGUUAUUAUGAAUAUUGUUGUGGUUAUGAAUGUUGCAGUCGAGGAAGUUCGUCGUUUUGGGGAAUUGGUCUCGGGUACGUCAUCGUAUGCAUACUAUUUUUUAUACAUUUAUUAUUAUAA
Molecule: messenger RNA, 388 nt
Organism: Dracunculus medinensis (Guinea worm)
Lineage: Eukaryota; Metazoa; Nematoda; Chromadorea; Rhabditida; Dracunculidae
Source: the annotation of a GenBank genome assembly